CAUGAACUGCAGCCUGCCAGACAGAGUGCUGCUCAGCUACGCGAUGGAUGGACAGCAGGACAGGUUGUGCCUUCAGUCUCUUUGGGACUUUGUCACAGCAAAGGAGCCAUUCAUCAAGUCACCAUUUUUUCCAGUGCUGUUUUCUUUUACAGCAUACAUGGCUUUCUGUCUUCCAUAUAUUGCACUGGACUUUUUAAGCACUAGACUACCAAACUUGAGAAAAUACAAAAUCCAGCCACAGAACUAUCCAACUCUUGGAAUGAUGGUGCCUUGCAUUAUUCAAAGUGCAUAUCACCAUGCUGUUCUGAUCUUCCCGGUGACAUUUCUCCACUGGUACUGGAGACCAAUGAAUCUACCAGUGAUAGCUCCAGAGCUGCCUGAGGUCCUGCUGGGAGUAGUAGUUUGCCUGCUUCUGUUUGAUUUUGAGUACUUCCUGUGGCAUUUGCUUCAUCACAAGGUGCCUUGGCUCUACAGGACCUUCCACAAGGUGCAUCACAAGCAUGUGUCAACGUUUGCUCUUACUACACAGUACUCCAGUGUAUGGGAAUUGCUCUCACUGGGAUUUUUUGCUGCUAUCAACCCAGUGCUCCUCGGAUGCCACCCUUUGACAGAAAUGAUUUUCUUCCUUGUAAACAUUUGGUUGUCAGUGGAGGACCAUUCAGGCUAUGACCUUCCAUGGUCAACUCACCGACUUGUGCCGUUUGGUUUGUAUGGAGGAGCACCGCAUCAUGAUCUCCAUCAUCUGAAAUUCAAAUCAAACUAUGCUCCUUACUUCACCCACUGGGACAAACUCUUCGGGACAUUCACAGAGUCGCAUUAUAAUUAAGGAUAUAUACCUGUGAAUGAACUCUUAUCUUUUAUAGACUAAACUGGGACAUUAAGUUUUGAAAGACGUACAAAAGAUUGUAUAUUUGAAGCUGCCUAAGCAAUAGCUAUUUAUAAAAAUCCUCUUAAUAUAUGUGUAUUUGUAUGUAUACUUGGAACUGCCUAUGUUAAGUGACUGCAAAUGGGAAGGUAAAUAUCUGUUGCUUAAAUUUGUUUGAGUCAAAGGUGUAAGGGAAGCAUUAAGAGACAUUCUCUCUUCUUUCCUUCUUUUCAGCUUUCAUAAAGCAUGUAUUGUAUUACUGUAUGGUGUUUUAUACAUACGCCAGAACAAUUAUCUUACUGUUGUAGGAUGAUUCAUGAUGUAAACAGAAAAGGUACACAUCAUGGAUUUUGUGGAGUUUAAUCUGCCAGAGCAUAUUAUUGCACAAUGAUGUUGUAAAAUAUUGCUGCCAAACAAAGCUAGUUGGCUACCUGUGCAAUAAUUUUGAUAUUUAUAUUUUAAAACUUGAUGUACUAUCUGUUUUUAAUAGAAAAUAAAUAUGGUCAUUCUUU
Messenger RNA from Balearica regulorum gibbericeps (East African grey crowned-crane), 1377 nucleotides. RefSeq names its product cholesterol 25-hydroxylase (gene CH25H). Gene Ontology annotation, biological process: lipid biosynthetic process. The record is from RefSeq and is a predicted model, not a curated record. Gene Ontology annotation, molecular function: oxidoreductase activity; iron ion binding. Lineage: Eukaryota; Metazoa; Chordata; Aves; Gruiformes; Gruidae.